AGUUCUUCUCGUUGGAGUUGGUCGUUUCUUCGAAUUGGGAUGUUUUCAAGUGUGGAUCAGUAAAUGCAGAAUUGAUUCUUUUAUUCAUUUGAUAUCAAAUAUACAAUAAUAUUUUCCUUUUACGGCCUUCUAUAAUCGUGCCGAAGAUAUUAGAAAAAUGGCACCUAAAGGGAGAGAUUAUGCAAAGGAUAGAGACCAAUUAAAGCUAUUUUUAAUGGAAUUUGUAAAGAUGAAUGACAAAACUGCGGACAAAUGUUUAAAAUAUCAUUCUCAACUAAAGAAAAUUGCACACCGAGAACAAGUAGCUCUUGAAAUUGACUUGGAUGAUGUACAAGAGUUUGAUGAUAAUCUAGCUACUUCCAUUGCUAAUAAUACUCGUCGCUAUACAAACUUGUUACUGGAGUUAAUUCAGGAAAUGUUACCUACUCUCAAGGAAAGACAAGUAGCAGCUAAAGAUGCAUUAGACAUUUAUAUUGAACAUCGUUUAUUGAUGGAAUCACGUAAUAGGCCUACUGUAGACCAAAGAGAUCCAAGAAAUAAAUAUGCACCAGAACUAAUGCGACGCUUUGAGGUUUAUUUUAAAGAUUUUAGUGAUUCAAAAGGAUUUUCUGUAAGAGAUAUAAAAGCAGAUCGAAUUGGAAAACUUGUUACAGUAAGGGGAAUAAUCACUCGCUGUACCGAAGUCAAACCAAUGAUGGUUGUAGCAACUUAUACAUGCGAUCAAUGUGGAGCUGAAACUUAUCAGCCAGUACAAGCUCUUAGUUUUCUUCCGCAACAAACUUGCCCUAGUGAUGACUGUCGUUUAAACAAAUCUGGUGGAAGACUUCAUAUGCAAUCAAAGGGUUCAAAGUUUGUCAAAUUUCAAGAAGUUAAACUUCAAGAACAUAGUGAUCAAGUUCCAGUUGGCCAUAUCCCUAGAUCUUUGACAAUUUUCUGUAGAGGAGAGACUACAAGGCAGUGUUUACCUGGUGAUCAUGUUUCUAUCACUGGCAUAUUUUUACCACUUGUCAAGACAGGCUUUGGACCUAGAGGCACACCAGGAUUACUAAGCGAGACUUACAUAGAAGCACAUAGAAUUGUUUGUUUAAGUAACAUGGAAACCGCUGAUGAAAGUUCCAAUGAAAUCACUGAUGAAGAAAUAGCUCAGUUAACAGAUGACGACUUAUACACCAAGUUAGCUUGCUCAAUUGCACCUGAAAUUUAUGGUCUGGAAGAUGUUAAAAAAGCUUUAUUACUAUUACUUGUAGGUGGAACUGAUAAAAAGCACGACGAUAUUAAAAUAAGAGGAAGCAUUAACAUUUGUCUAAUGGGAGAUCCAGGUGUUGCCAAAUCACAGUUACUUUGUUUUAUAACACGUCUGGCUAACAGAUCUCAGUAUACAACUGGACGUGGAUCAUCUGGCGUUGGUUUAACUGCUGCAAUUAUGAAGGAUCCAUUAACAGGUGAAAUGACGUUGGAAGGUGGUGCUUUAGUUUUAGCUGAUCAAGGGAUUUGUUGUAUCGAUGAGUUUGACAAGAUGGCAGAUGCUGACAGAGUUGCAAUCCAUGAAGUUAUGGAGCAACAAACUAUUUCCAUUGCCAAGGCUGGUAUCAUGACAUGUUUAAAUGCAAGAGUGUCAAUACUGGCAGCUGCUAAUCCUGCAUAUGGCAGAUAUAAUCCAAAGCGAUCUGUGGAACAAAACGUACUACUUCCUGCAGCUUUACUUUCACGUUUUGACUUACUUUGGUUGAUACAAGACCGAGCCGAUCGGCACAAUGAUCUCAAGUUGGCUAAGCACAUAACUUAUGUUCAUCAACAUUGUGUACAACCCCCUUCGAAAACGAAACCCCUGGACAUGAAUCUCAUGAGGAAAUAUAUUAAUCUUUGUAAAAAAAAACAACCCAUUAUUAUCGAAGAAUUAACAGACGGAAUUGUAGACUCUUAUGUAUCAAUGCGAAGAGAAGCCCGUAAUAGUCGCGAUAUGACAUUUACGUCAGCUCGCAAUCUACUUGCUGUACUUCGCUUAGCUACUGCUUUGGCUCGUCUACGACUAUCUAAUGUGGUUGAGAAAGCAGAUGUAAUUGAAGCAAACAGACUUGUCGAAAUGUCGAAAGCCUCCAUUAAUCUUUGUGAUAUUAAAAUGACUAAUAGACCUCAGCAUCACAAUGAUCGAAUAUUCCAUCUUAUCAGAGAAUUAGCUGGUGAUAGCAAUACCGUGAAAGUAUCAGACAUCCUGGAACGAUGCACUAGUAAAGGAUUUAAACCUGACCAGGUUGAAGAAUGCAUCACAGCGUAUGAAAUACUAGAUGUUUGGCAGGCUAAUCCUGCUAGAACGCAAAUAACCUUUACAUAAGUUGCAAUUGUACAGUAUGUUGAUUCAUUUUG
This is a messenger RNA of Orussus abietinus, 2364 nucleotides long. It is a transcript of the gene Mcm7, whose product is annotated as DNA replication licensing factor Mcm7. Gene Ontology annotation, biological process: DNA strand elongation involved in DNA replication; double-strand break repair via break-induced replication; DNA replication. The record is from RefSeq and is a predicted model, not a curated record. Gene Ontology annotation, molecular function: ATP binding; single-stranded DNA helicase activity; single-stranded DNA binding. The coding region runs from base 158 to 2332 and encodes 724 amino acids. Gene Ontology annotation, cellular component: MCM complex; nucleus. The transcript has 9 exons. NCBI's taxonomy places the organism in Eukaryota, Metazoa, Arthropoda, Insecta, Hymenoptera, Orussidae.